Molecule: messenger RNA, 591 nt
Organism: Eutrema salsugineum
Lineage: Eukaryota; Viridiplantae; Streptophyta; Magnoliopsida; Brassicales; Brassicaceae
Product: protein DMP10
Exons: 1
Coding region: 1-591 (196 amino acids)
Biological process (GO): endomembrane system organization
Source: RefSeq, a predicted model, not a curated record
AUGGAGGCGGCGUUCGCUAGAUCUCUACCUAUGGCCGGAAACUUCGCAAAACUCUUGCCGACCGGAACUGCUCUCAUGUUCGAAACCCUAAUCCCAUCUUUCUCCAAUGGCGGCGCGUGCACCGAUAAACCCUUCAACAAGCUCCUCACCAUUUCCCUCAUCUCCUUUUGCGCCGCCGCUUGCUUCUUCUCUUCCUUCACCGACUCUUUCGUAGGAGAAGACGGCCGCAUUUACUAUGGAGUUGCCACUGCUAAAGGCCUCUACAUCCUCAGCGACUAUCUCGACGACCACGAGCAUGGUUACGAUCCUGAAUCCGGCUUAACGGCCGACAAGAAACGGAGAUACAAACUGAGUUUUGUUGAUUUCUUGCAUGCUUUCGUGUCGGUGGUCGUGUUCUUGGCGUUAGCCGUAGAGAGUUCGGAUUUUCGGAGGUGUUUGCUCCCGGAGAACAACGACGGCGACGAUUGGGGUGGUAUUAUGGUGAUCUUGAUUAGGUAUCUUGGGGUUAUGGUUGGGACAGUGGCUAGCUUCUUGUUAGCUAUCUUUCCCACAAAACGGAGAGGCAUCGGAUUUACGGGUAUUUAUUGGUAA